AUCACUUAAGUCCGGUAUCAAGAGUUAGCCGUCAACGUCAUGUCAUGUUUGACUUGUAUUUGCUUUUGUAACAAGUUUUGUUAAAUAAAUUAAUGAUUGCUCGUGCAUUAAAAAGUUUUGUACUCUGACAUUUUACAAAAAUGGAGACUUUAUAUCACCAAACGAAUUAUCUAAUUCAAGAAACAUCAGAGUUGUUUAGCAAGUUGGAUAAGGAUCCAUCCAACUAUGAAGGAAUAGAAAACGCUAUACAGUCCAAAAUAAAUGCAAUUAGUGCUAAUUGCGAGAAGUUGGACAUCUAUGUGUUCAAGGCACCAAUCAGUCAGCGGCCUAUUGCUAAAAUGAGGGUGGAUCAAUUGAAGUAUGAUAACAAACAUAUUCAGGCAUCUUUAGCAGCCGCUCAAAACAGAAGGCAGAGGCGUGAACAGGAACUCAAAGAUAGGGAACAGCUGUUGAGUAGGAGGUUCGGGCAUGACCACACCUCUAUCAAUGUUGACUACCUAGGUCAGGAACAAGUUUCCUUGCAGAACUCUCACAGGAAUGUCGAUGAAAUGAUACAUACUGGUUCAAACAUUCUGGAAACGUUAAAGUACAACCGCGAAACAUUGAAAGGUGCUCACAGACGAAUUAUAGAUUUAGCUAACACUUUAGGGUUGUCAAACGCGACUAUUUCGCUUAUAGAGCGGAGAGUGUCCCAGGACAAGUACAUACUCUUCGGCGGGAUGUUCGUGACCCUGGCUGUGAUAACCCUCGUUAUUAUGUACCUUACGUAGAAAUAUACGGUCUUGGUGCAAUCGUUAUUUAUUUUGUGUUACACAAUAACUUAUUGACUUGUUAUACUGGGGCCUUGCACUAAUUAACGUGAAAUGUUGAGAGUAACAAGAUUCUGCUUAAAUUUGCAUGAAGCACCGGUUACGAGCUCACUUAAUCGCUUUAUCAGCAACGUUGCUUGAUGUUCCGCUGCAUUGGCGACCCGUUGAGACACGAAAUUGUUGCAAUAUUACACAGCCUAUUAUUUGAAUCAACUUUUACAACGUUUAAAAUUAAGGAAACAAGUAAAAAUAUAUACGAUUGCACUAAACAAUAACAAAAUUCGAAGAAAGGUCGACAUUUAUUUAUUUUCCUAUUUUUAAUUCUAUGGUUUCCGUAGGUUUAAUUGCUUCAGUCUAAAUGCUCGAAACAGACGUUGUUACUGACUAUCAAUCAAUGCAAUAAG
Molecule: messenger RNA, 1213 nt
Organism: Trichoplusia ni (cabbage looper)
Lineage: Eukaryota; Metazoa; Arthropoda; Insecta; Lepidoptera; Noctuidae
Gene: Membrin
Product: probable Golgi SNAP receptor complex member 2
Exons: 4
Coding region: 141-770 (209 amino acids)
Biological process (GO): vesicle fusion; vesicle-mediated transport
Cellular component (GO): SNARE complex; endoplasmic reticulum membrane; Golgi apparatus
Molecular function (GO): SNARE binding; SNAP receptor activity
Source: RefSeq, a predicted model, not a curated record